CAAGGAAAAUGGAUAAUGGUGGCCCGGUGCAGACAAACGAGUGGAAGAACAUUAAAGAGGCGGUCGCGAACUUUCGACGACUGCUUCUUUGCUCCAAAUGCUCAGAUUUAAUGAAGGAACCUGUGUGUCUAGGAGUCUGUGAGCAUAUGCUGUGCAGGUCCUGUGCUGGCCCCCGGGCAGGAGAUGGCUGCGUGGUGUGUCACAGCCCUGCAUGGGUAAAGGACAUCCAAAUCAACAGGCAGCUGAGCAGCAUCACACAGCUCUUCUGUGGUUUGGAGUCCCUGCUCAAUCCCACAGAACAACCAGACUCCUCUGUCUCUGAGGUUCAGACACAACCACAGAGCCCUGUCCUUAAACACAAGAAGAACUUCAAGAUCUGGUUCAGCCCCCGCAGCCGCAAGGUACGCUGCAUGGUGGAGAAGCCUUCAGAGGUCACUGUACCAGAGAGCAGGUCUUCUGGAGAAACAGCUACAGCACAGCCAGACACCGUUACUGCUCAGAGCCAAGACUUGUCAGUUUUCAGUUUCACCUCGUCCUCCCAAGACUCUGGCUCUUCUUCUUCUCAAAGAUGCAUCAGUGAAAGCAGAAACAGGAAGAAGAAGUCAGCCAAGAAAAAUGCUGCCAGUAGGACCACACGAAAGCAGACCAAGGAGAAGAUGAAGCAGAGGAGGCUUGAGGCCAUAAAUCAGCAGUGGGGGAUCACCGAGGAGGUAGAUGCCUUAAAGGAAAAGGAGCAGCCCUGUGCUGAAGGGGGUAGGAGGUCCAGUAAAAGGGUUUCCUUCCUAAGCCCUCCCGUCACCUCUGCCGAGCCUCAGCCUGAUGUGCCUCAGGGCAGUACUAAUGAACUCAGCCCUGGCAGGAGUGCCACAAGGGAGAGCCUCUCAGGAGGCAACAUCACUGACGCAAAUUACCAAGCCACAGGUGGUCAGAGCAUGUCGGACAGUGCCAUCCAGCAAGACACUUUGUCUACAAACGACCUCAACCCAACUGAUGAUCAUGAAAAACAGGACAAUGUUUCUCCCCCAAAGCAUUCCUCAAAAAGAACCAGGGUUUUGGAGAAAACUGGCAACUUGGAGACUACACCAAAAAGGCCCCGGGCUUCCCCAGGCCGGAGGAGAAAAUCGCUGGGUCAGAUGUCGCCAGUUGUCCUUAACCCUCCAUCUUUGACCAGCCCCAGAUGUGGAAAGAGCACUAGCCCCAGGUGUGGAAAGAGCUCCAAAAUCUCCAGAGAAGAGCAAGGAGACAGCCCCUCUGCCUUAACCACUGUUGGUAGAAACUCUCCCUGUACUCACGGUACACCUGUUGGACGGCCCAGUCCAGGAAGCCCUGCGGUUAUGAAGAGGAAUCACAAGGGAGAGACCCCUCUGCAUCUAGCUGCUAUAAAGGGAGAUGUAGAGGCUGUCAAAGAACUGCUGGAUCAGGGGGCUGACCCUAACCUGAAGGAUAAUGCUGGGUGGACACCUCUGCACGAAGCGUGUAACCUGGGUCACGUGGCAGUUGUGGAGGUGUUGGUCUCAAGGGGAGCCCUGCUGAACACACCUGGCUAUGAAAACGACUCUCCACUCCAUGAUGCUGUGAGGAACGGACACCCAGCCGUUGUCAAAUUGCUACUGCAGCGUGGAGCCUCACAGAACGUACUUAAUCUGUAUGGAAAACGGCCUGCAGACUAUGCAGUGGGUCUGGAGAUGCUGGAGAUUUUCCAGGAAGUCUCUGAAGGAACCCAGUGUGCCAAUACAUCUUUUAGCCCCUCAGCCAGUCUCUCUGUGGUGAGUGACUGUGUGAGGAGGGAUGAAAAGGUGGUGUUUCUUGCCAGCAAGCUGUCUCCGCAAGCACAGCUUCGACUAGCCAAACUGGGAAAGCUACUGGGAGGCAGGAUGGCUGACACCUUUUCUGGCUCAGUGAGCCAUGUCGUGGUGCCAGAAGGACACUUGCCCACCACCUACUCCACCCUCCUGGGUCUUCUUUCUGGCUGCUGGGUUGUCAGAUACAGCUGGGUGGAGGCAUGCCUGCAGGCAGGCAAGUGGAUGCCCGAAUCUGAGCACGAAGCGGGAGAAGGCCCCCAGCGCAGUCGCAUCAACAGAUGCAGCUUGCUCCCACCACUCUUCGACGGCUGUUUCUUCUUCCUCCUGGGUUCCUUUAAGGCUCCUACCAAAGACGAGCUCACCAGGCUGCUCCGAGAGGGAGGAGGUCAGCUCCUGAGUCGGCAGCCCAAGCCCGACAGCGAUGUGACGCAAACCCUGAGCGCUGCGGCCUACCACGCCCAGCUAGGCUCCGACCAGGCCCUCUGCACCCAGUACAUCAUCUUUGACCCCCAGGGAACUCACAAGCCGACAGUGGUCAGACGAGGCAAGGUAUGGUCCGCUCCCUCCACCUGGAUAAUCGACUGCAUUGCAGCCUUCCAGCUCCUUCCUGUGCCGGAUCCUCAAACUUUGGUCUAAACACUUUUUUUUGUUGUUGUUUACAUAUUAACAAUUUUGCACUGUCACUUAUCUUAACAUGUUCAUAAUGUGCGUUUUGCUUUUUAAAAUAUCUGACGAUUUAGUUGAAAUGAAACACACAUAAACAAAAAUUAAAACAAUAAUGUUGCUGUUAAAAUCUAAACUUGGAAAUGUUUUUUGUUUCUUUUCUUUCUUGGGCAGGUUAUAUGCAGUGUAAACACAUGGUUCCCACCCAGGGUGUGAGAUCCCCCCUAGUGGUUAGUUUUUGUAAAAGAUUGCAUUGUCUUACCUUUUCUGACAACUAACAAUUAUGCAGCCUGUGACAGUGGGUCUCAGUUACAACUCCCGAAUCAUUUUAAGUGGUCACAAGCCAAAAAGUUUGUCAGUCACAAUUAUAAACCAGCCAUAUAACAAUGUGAUUUUGUGUGUUAUGGAAAGACAAGGUAAUUAGGCUAGUUGAUGUCUGAUAGCUUGAAUCUGUUGAGCCACGAUAGAGGUUUGUUCCCUUCAUUGCAGAAUAAAGAACAUUGUCACAGUGUCUGGGACUCCUCCUAAUCAAAUGCCCCAAACCACCUAAACUAUGACUCCUUUUAAUUUUGUAGGAGCAGUAAUCUGCUCCAAACUUCUCACCCUGUUUCUAAGGGUGAGCCAGGCCAUGCAGCGAAGGAAACUCAUGACCGUAGGUCAAUUAGUUGUUAGUUAGCAAUUAGUUUGACUGGUAAAUUGCUCCCUCUUCAUAUGACAUUCCAGUACAACAUCCACAUCACUUCAGAUGGAUCAACAACCUGUCUCUUUAUCAUUAACACAUUUAAACCACCUUUCUGUAUUGCAUGACUUUCAGAGUCAUGUGGGUGUUAAAUCAAUUUGUUGUCUGCUGCAAUAUCUGAGAUUGGUUUUAGAGUAGAAUCGCAUUUCAUAAUCUGCAUGGUUUUACCAGGAUGAAAUAAUUAUCUAAUUAUCCAAUUGAAAAGGCCUGUUUGUUACAAAUGGAUGGAGUGUGUCCCUGAAAAAGAUCGAUGGACAUUCAAUAUAAAGUGUAGAAUAGGAAAAACAAAGCAAUUCAUUGUUCUGUCACAGCUCUGGCACUUGCACUGAAGAAAAAGCAAAACUUUUCUUUUGUGUCCAUUAACUGUGUGUGUGUGUCCAUAACCCACCACCAACGCUGGUCUGCAGGUAUGUGUGCUUUAAGAGGUCUUCUACUGGCCAUCUCCCAAGAUGGGAUUCAAUGGGAUUAGUCAGGGAUGCACCUAAUUGCUAUUGAUUGCUAUGUGCUGCAUAAAAUUGCUUCCCUUUUCUUGUCCACGGUGGGAGGUGAGAGAAGGCAAUUAGCAGUGUGGACAAGAUAGAAGCCCAGACUGACUUGUAAUGAAAUAGAAUGGAGGAAUGAACCCGUGAGUAAUGCCCUUGAACUCACUGAGGAUUACAAAACCAUUAAGCACUGGAAUCUUCUUCUUUUUUUCUUUCUCAGAGAGCUGUGAGCCAGGAAGGUCCUGUACUUUUAUUUAUUCCGAAAUGUUCUGCUUGAUGGUAAAGAUUACCCGGAGUGGUGCAGUACCCUGGGUCAGCUGUAAACUUUCAUAUUGUGUAUUAUUUGUUGUUGUUUCUUGCGUGGUUAUUAUAAUAUACAGAAUGUGGCUCAGCAGCAUACUAUCAUGUUUCAAUUGAAUUUCACUUCGCAUUCUGUCCCCGCCAUACAUUCAGGUGUCAACGCACAAAUGCUGUGCUUUUCACAGUAAAAGAUUGCUCAAUUUUCAGUAGAUAAUUGUGUGUUUUCAUGCGAUCUUAAUUGACCCCGUGUCUGCAAACAUCAGCAUAAUCCUGAGUGAACAAAAAGCGAUAAACAUGAAAAAAGAAAUCCACACUCUUUUUUUUUUUU
Molecule: messenger RNA, 4314 nt
Organism: Toxotes jaculatrix (banded archerfish)
Lineage: Eukaryota; Metazoa; Chordata; Actinopteri; Toxotidae
Gene: bard1
Product: BRCA1 associated RING domain 1
Exons: 12
Coding region: 9-2438 (809 amino acids)
Molecular function (GO): protein binding
Source: RefSeq, a predicted model, not a curated record